AUGGGGGGCCAGCUCUCCUCCCAGGCUGACGUCAAGGCGCCCCAGGAGACACUUCGCUUCCACGCUGAGGCCAAAGGCACGCAGGUGCGUCUAGACGCCCAGCGGAGCAUCGCGUGCAGGAGCGCCACGUUCCACGACGGCAUCGUGUUCAGCCAGCGGCCGGUGCCCCCAGGCGAGCAGGUGGUGCUCCGCGUGGUGUGGCACGAGGGCGGCUGGUACGGCGGGCUCCGCGUGGGCUUCACGCGCCUGGACCCCGCGCAGGUGUCCGUGCCCAGCCUGCCGCCCUUCGUGUGCCCGGACCUGGAGCAGCAGAGCCCGACGUGGGCGGCCAUGCUCCCCGAGGGCUGUGUGCUGGCGGGGGACGUGGUCUGCUUCUGGGUGAACCGCAGGGGCCGCCUCUUCGUCAGGGUCAACGGGGGUCGCCGGCUCCUGCUGCGCAAGGGCGUGCUCAUGGGCGCCCCGCUCUGGGCCGUGAUGGACCUGUACGGGACCACCAAGGCCAUCACGCUACUGGAUCCCACAGCCAGUGCCUAUCCCUCAACUGUGCCAUGGGUCCUCAGUGACGAGACUCUGCAGACCGAAGCCGCGACAGGAGAGGAAUGUGCCAUCUGCUUCCACCAUGCCGCCAAUGCCUGCCUUGUUCCCUGUGGCCACACAAACUUCUGCAGCUCCUGUGCCUUGCGGGUCUUUAAGGACUUGGCCAAGUGCCCUGUAUGUCGGUGGGAGAUCAAGGCUGUGAUCCCUGGGAAGGGCCUCCUGAUGCAGGUGACAAGUUGAAUCUAGCUCUGAGCUCCGCCUCUCCAGAGGGAGGAGGUGCAGCCCCACCUUAGUUCUGGAGAAGAGUCAGAAAAGCUGGUCGUCAACAAGAGAUGGAGGCAGGGAGACAAUGACUCUUUCAUCCUCACCAACAGUUUGGGGUCAGUGGGGCAAGGAGGAGCCCCUUUUUCUGCCCACACCAGAACUAUCUUCCUAGUAGGGUUCCUGUAGAAUGUGGUUCAGUAGUGGGCCAGCAGGCUUCUCGUCCCCCCUGCUUGGCUCCAGAUUCGUUUGUGCCCAGGGCUUACCUGGGCUUUUGGCUGGCCACCUGGUACAGCCACCAUAGUCCUAGCUAUCCUGGUACACAUAAGUCACAUCAAUGAGAAGGACUUUUGCACAGAGAUGGGACAGCCUGAUCCCUGGCUUUAUAACUGUGGAAGUUAAGGUAACUGUGUGUAUCUAGUGAAAUCCCAGCCCACCUCUGGGUAUUGAGAAGCCUGGACCAGACACAGAGAGGUAUCUGGAAUGUUUACAGUCUUGUGCAGAAGCUGGGUCACCUCUGACGAGUCUUCCAUAAAGUGGAUAGUAGUUUCCCGCCUGCCUGCCUUGUAGGGUGAUUGUGAGGUUCCAGUGAGAUCGCGUAGGUGAAGAUGUUUCCGCACAUAAGACUCCACUGUCAUUGCUCUGCCUAUUUCCUUGCCGAAUUCUGA
This is a messenger RNA of Suricata suricatta (meerkat), 1466 nucleotides long. RefSeq names its product neuralized E3 ubiquitin protein ligase 3 (gene NEURL3). The record is from RefSeq and is a predicted model, not a curated record. NCBI's taxonomy places the organism in Eukaryota, Metazoa, Chordata, Mammalia, Carnivora, Herpestidae. Gene Ontology annotation, molecular function: ubiquitin protein ligase activity. The coding region runs from base 1 to 777 and encodes 258 amino acids. The transcript is spliced from 4 exons.